Durusdinium trenchii is the source of this 3033-nucleotide messenger RNA. Lineage: Eukaryota; Dinophyceae; Suessiales; Symbiodiniaceae. The record is from the annotation of a GenBank genome assembly.
GCUUGGACCGUUAGGACUCUGUGGCCCCGGGUCGAGCCGUCACCGGUGGGACAGUUUUCCGCCGUGGCCGCGGCCACGCCUCGGCCGCGCCACGUGGCGCGGGGGCUGUGGCACCAUGGAGUUCCGGGAGCUCAUUGGCAAGCUGACCGAAGCACAUGAUCGAGAAGUGUGGAGUGCUGGGGCAAAGCUGAAAGAGGAGAAUUGCAGGCUCGAGAGGAGGGUGGAGGACUUGGAAAAACAGGUGGAAUCUCUCGGUGGAGAUUUGCUUGUAGAGUCCACCUCUCCGAACGCCUCGUCCUCGCGGCCGGCGCCCCUCACCCUUCCCGGCGUGGCCUCAAAGUGGGGCACAUCAGACAGCGGCGAGGACGCUGGGCUGAUUUAUGUGAAGCCAGCAGGGUCAGGAGGCAGUGAGCGUCACUCUCAGAAGCAAGGCUCGACCAGUCAAGACAGUGGCAAAGAGCUGGUGAGUGCGCUGAAGAAGCCCAACCGCAACUCUCGAAGCUCGCGGCAUUCACAGACCUCCUUGGCCUCCGCCUCCACACCUGAGAGACCCGGAAGGUCGAGCCUGCGGGUGAGCGUGCCGGAAAUCAACACCUUAGAAGUGCCUCUGCCAGAUGGGCCUAACCCUAGCCCGAGACCCUCCUUCGCGGACAACAGCGGAGGUAGCAGCCAGAGACCGUCCACCAGCUCGAUCACCCCUCCGGGUAAGAUCGUUUCCUUCGGGAAUCUCCUAGGGAUGGGCAGUUCGAGCAAGCAGAACCAGCGCAGCGUCUUGCCCUGGCCGCCCCCGGGCGGCGUGGCGGGCACCGGGCGGCGCAACAGCGCCAUGCUCGGUGGGCUCCUGCCGCCGAGAUCGCCCGGAGGCCCCGCGGGGCGGCGCAUGAGUGCGGCCCAGGUGGUGACCAUGGCACGCCGAGGCACUACAGUCGGUGUGGGCGGCUUGACUCUGGCUGCGGGGCAGGACAUCAAGCUCCUUGAGGUCUGGAGCAAGAAUCCAACCGCAGAGAUCAUUGCAAGAGUCACGCCUCGGCACAUGGCCGCGAAUGCCAACAAAGAAGGGGAUUCGGACAGCCUGAAGGAGGAGGGUAUUUUGCCGCCGCAAGCCCGCGGAUGCCUGGGGCGUUUCGUCUCCAACCCAAGCUCUCCCAGACGGAUCGCCUAUGAGCUCUUCGGGUUGCUCCUCAUCGUGUAUGACAUGAUCUGGCUGCCGAUGCAAGUGUUUGAGCCCCCCGAAGCGGAUUUCUUCUUCGUGAUGGGUUUGGUCUCGUCUCUCUACUGGACUUUCGACAUGCCGACGUCCUUCCUCGUUGGAUAUGCAGUUCAGGAUAAAGGAAUCAUUGAGAUGCGCGUGCGAAAGAUUGCUUGGAAUUAUUUACGUAGUUGGUUUGUGCUGGACAUCACCAUCGUGGCCAUCGAUUGGACCCUGAACAUUCUCGAAUGGACCUCAGGGAGUCGAGGUUCGGAUGGCCUCAGCUUCUUCCGCAUCGGGAAGGCGGUGCGAUUCUUGCGACUCUUGCGGCUGCUACGGCUGCUGAAAGCCCACGGACGCCUGAAUGAGCUUUUGGAGCACGUCCAGUCAGAGUUUUCGGUGAUCGUCAUCGGAAUUUUGAAACUGAUUGCCUUCAUUUUGCUGCUCAAUCACCUGGUGGCCUGUGGGUGGUUUUGGAUAGGGACUUGGGGGAUCUCCGAGGCUAAGCUCAAUUGGUUGGAGCAUACCAGCGUCAUCAAUGACAACUUGGCCUACAAGUAUUUUACCUCCCUUCACUGGUCCUUGACCCAAUUCACGCCAGCCUCCAUGGAGGUGACGCCGCGGAAUGAGAUUGAGCGACUCUUCAAUGUGGUGGUGAUCAUGUCGGCCAUGGUGAUUUUCUCCACGUUCAUUUCGGCCAUCACCAAUGCCAUGAACCAGCUACGAAAUCUCAACAGCGAGCGUAACGAGCAAGCCUCACUUCUGCGACGCUACAUGCAGCAGAAUAAUGUCUCUCCUCCAUUGAAAGCACGUGUUCUUCAGAGCAUCAAAGCCUUGAGCCAAACACGUUCACGAGUGCACGAAUCUGAUGUCACUUCCUUGCGGCUCUUACCCUUGAGUCUGCGGCACGACCUGAGUCAGGAAGUCUAUGCACCUCAUUUGGCCGUUCACCCCUUCUUCUAUGUUUGCAACGUUUGCUUCUCCAUGCAGUCCCGGAAGAUCCAGAGCACCUGCCUCGCGGAAAAGUCUCUGAGCACUUCCCAGGAACUGAUCACUUCUGGAGAGAAUGCGACGCACAUGUAUUUUGUCAUCGGGGGAAUCUUAGACUACUUGGCCGACGAGCGCGGUGACAACGAGCCCGCCAUCGCCUUGGAUUCUGGUGCUUGGCUGGUGGAGGCUGCCUUGUGGGUGAAGUGGCAGCACAACGGCACGGCAAACACCAACCAUGGCUGUGAGCUCAUCUCUGUGGACGCAGGUGGCUUGCAAAGCAUACUCAAGGAUGAAAAGCCUGUGAGACAGUAUGCCAACAUGUUUUGGAAGCACUUCUCGGACAACCCGGACACCUUGUCGGACGUAUGGUGCGAGGAAGAAGUGUUGUUCGACUGGGCGACUCGUGCCAUGGGGCAGGCCGAGACCUACUAUGGAGAUGUGAUUCCAGCGGAGCCGGCGACCAACACCAACACGAAGUUUGGUCAGUUCCUGCAAGCGCAACGUCGGGCCAGCAGUGGCUUUGUGGGGCGCCGCUUCUCGGAUGACAGCCUCACAGGCUUGGUGCCCAAUGACUUCCCUGCUGUCCUGGCUGGAGAGGGUGGGCGCUUGGCUUCUCAGCAAGAGGGCUCCGAAGCAAGCAGCAGCAGCAGCGGCUUUUCUACAGACAGCGAUGACUCGAAAAACUCGAAGAAUGAUUGAGGCUGGCGAUUUCUGGUGAACAUCCCGAAGUGGUGGACAUCGUGUCUCUGUAUAUAUACCCUGACACGAAGAACCGCCCGCCAAGACGCAAGUGAACCGUUUCACGGAGUGAGGGUUGUCCCGACUCCGCAACCCUCAACAUUACAUCAUACAUC